GAAGAGAAGAGGAAGAGGAGAGAGACACAGUCACAGAAGUGAAGCGACGUGACAGAGAGGAGAGACGCGUGCUGCCUCUGAGGAAAAGGAAGGCGCUGUACAAGGGAGCAGUGUACUGAGAUGGAUCCCAUCCUGGAGGUCCUGAGUGGGGCCAACACUACUGGAGGCCCCUCCCUGAACCACAGCAACAACCCCCUGGACAUGUUCUCUGGCAUGCAGCUGCUGCUGCGCUUCAAGCCCCUCUUCCUGCCCCUCUACUGCCUCCUGGUGGCCGUGGCCGGCAUAGGCAACUCCAUCCUGCUGGCCUGUAUCCUGGCCGAUAAGAAGCUCCACAACGCCACCAACUUCUUUAUCGGUAACCUGGCGGCCGGCGACCUGCUGAUGUGUCUGACCUGCGUCCCUCUGACCGCCUCGUACGCCUUCGACAGCCGCGGCUGGGCCUUCGGACGCCCUCUUUGCCACCUGGUGCCGCUGCUGCAGGCCGCCACUGUCUUCGCCUCGGUGCUGUCCCUCACGGCCAUCGCAGUAGACCGCUACGUGGUGGUGGCCCACCCAGUGAGGAGGAGGAUCUCUGUCGGGGGCUGCGGCGCAGUGGCUCUGGGGGUGUGGGGGUUGUCUCUGGCCCUGGCUGCCCCUCCCUCCCUCCACACGCGCUACCUGGACCUGAGGCCCCGUGGGGUGGAGCUGGUGGUGUGUGAAGAGUUCUGGCCGAGCUCUGGCCAGCUCAGGCUGCUCUACUCCUGCUGUAUCCUGGUAGCCUCCUACAUGAUCCCUCUGCUGUCAGUCAGCGUGUCCUACUGUGCCAUCACAGUGCACCUGAGACGCCACACGCUGCCCGGAGAGCCCUCACACUGCCAGCAGCGCUGGAGCCAGAGGAGGAGGAAAACCUUCUCUCUCCUGGUAGCCUCUGUGCUUGCCUUUGCCCUCUGCUGGCUGCCCCUGCAGGUGCUGAACCUGCUGUUGGACCUGGACCCAGACUACCACAUCGUGGACAAGCGCUAUGUCAAUGUGCUGCAGGUGUGCUGCCACCUGGUGGCCAUGAGCUCCGCCUGCUACAACCCCUUCAUCUACGCCUCCCUGCACAGCAAGAUCUGGCUGCACCUCAAGGGCUACCUGUGCCCUUGUCGCCGCCAGGGGACCCCAGGGGGCCAGCUCCUCUCCCGCUGCACCUCCCGGAACCCGGCCACCUGCCUCAGCCUGCUCUCUGAGGUCCCCGCCCCCGCCAAGGAGACCCCGGGGGUCGCCGGUCGAGAGUCCGACAGCACCCUCUGAGAACAUCAGGAACCACAGCGUGGUUUAUAGGUAGGGGUCAAAGGUCAUAUGCCAUAGCAGCAGCCAUUACAUAUAUCUCAUACACGCAGUUAGAGACGACGUAGGAGCAGGGAGGAGGGGGAGAAUGAGGAGAGGCAGAGAGACAGUAGGACAGGGGGAUCAGACUGCUCUGGAGACCGUCAACCCUGUGGAUCGUUCAUUCUAUUUGCCUUGGGUGUCACUACAGCAGCCAUGCUGCCAAAGAUGAUGAGCAGGUCCCGCAUCUUCUGUGAGGCAGAGCGUGCAAACACUGUUGGGACCUUGGGCUGGGAUGCAGGUCUGGCAGCGGCAGAGGGGGGUGAUGACCCUGCUCUGAACUCCUCACUCUCCAAAUGGAUUACACACACGAAACAGAGGAGGGCAACAGGGCACAAACAGUCCGCAAAGAUAACUCACUCUUCGCCUGAUUUUGACGUGUUUCUUACUUUCUCUCCCUUUUCUUACUCUCUCUCUUGAUCACUUUUUCCGAUUUAUUUCAAUGCAUGUAGCUUUACUUUUAUUUUGAUUUCUCUCUCUCUCUCUCUCUUUUGCUCUCUGUCCCCCUUUCCCUAGCCCCUAGUUUCUCUCUGCCUGGGCCAUAUGGAGCGAUUCCCCUGCCCAGUGCUAGUUAGGUGUGUAGGAGUAUCUUUGAACAGGUGUUGUUCCCUGCAGGAUUUCCCUGCAGUCUCAAACCCAAUCAGCUCCCUGGAACUCAAUUAAUCCAAAGCAAAGCACUAUCUGUGCAGUCACCAACAGUGAUAUUAUGGCUGCCAUGUUGACUGACAGCCCAGGAACAGCACCCAGUCUGCCAAAUGUACCUCACAAUUGGAUUAGUUUCGUAUCUGUUGCUGAGUAGCGCAACUAGAACACAACAUACACUUUUUAACCCGUUGUUAUGCCACUUGCUGAACCCUGAGACACUGGCUUUGAGCCUAAUAAAAUGGAUUAAUUCCCAGAGGCCCUUUCUGUUGCUGUCUGUGAAUUGGUGUUAUGUUCUGUUAAAAAGGUUAGUUGUUUUCAAAGUGAAUUUCUCCUCUCAAAAAACUGGUGUUGCACAAAGCUCCUGCCGUCUGAUUUCCCAGUGUGUUGUGAUAACAAGCGGGUUUCAACACAAAAUCAUAACCCUGUUGUCAUCUUUUGACAACACAAUUUAUAGCGAUGGUUACACUGAGUGAAAGUGAGCUUUCUAGCCGUGGUUUCAGUGGCUGUAUCAGAGGAGGAAUAGUGUGUUUCAAACAGGGUUGUGCAGCUGUGUCCAUGUCUGUCUAGUUAGCUGGGGUUCAUGUAGCUAACAUUCACAAGGCCUCUGAGCACACUGUCACUGACUCACUCUAGCAAACCACCCACGGCGUCAGUCCAACAAGAACACUGGGUUUGAAUGGCUUUAAAUGUGAUCUGUAUGGAUGUUUGUGUAUGACCAGAUAUCAUGAAACGGACUUCGAAACAGACUGCUGCAGUUAAGUGUGAGCAAAAUGUUUUUUUUUUUUUUUUUAAAUCUUCGAAAUCGAAUAUAAUGGAAAAGGCACAGGGGUUUUGAAUGAACCUCCUUUAAACAAAUUGAUCAUGUAGGUUAGGAGUAAUACACCGUGUCACACAUACUGUACACACAUUUGAAACAAUUACUCGCAGUGAACGCAUGACUGCAGUUUCACACAUCCCUGUUACACACACAGUGUUUCUGUUCCUUCUCUGUAGAGGCAGCUGUUCUACCCUGCCUCAUUGUUGGCAUCACCUUGGUUUCCUGUAUGAGGUUCAGAGGCAUCAUGCCCAUAGGGGGGCACAAAGGCAGAUGUUUCCUGUUUAUUUAUUUUUCAGAUGUUAAAUUAAUUACUGAACAAAACGCUUAACCCCACAUUUUCUCAUCAUUAUUUAUUAAAAAAGAUCUGUCAGCUGGGUUUUGCAGAGAGGGCACAAUGACUGGACCAGGCAAAGAGUACAUCCCCCCUGCCCCAUUCUACCUAGCAAAUGGUUCCUUCCAAGGUUAAAUCAAAUCAAAUUGUAUUAGUCACAUGUGCCGAAUACAACAGUGAAAUGCUUACUCACGAGCCCCUAACCAACAAUGCAGUUUAAAAAAAAAGAGUAACAAUAAGAAAUAAAAGUAACAAGAAAUUAAAGAGCAGCAGUAAAAUAACAUUAGUGAGACUAUACACAGGGGGGUACCGAUACACCACAGAGUAAAGACAGGCUCGGCAGGACACUAAAUACUGUAUUCUAGUGAAGUGGUAUUCAACUUUUACCCUACGAGGUCCGGAGCCUGCUGAUUUUCUGUUCUACCUGAUAAUUAAUUGCACCCACCUGGUGUCCCAGGUCUAAAUCAGUCCCUGAUUAGAGGGGGACAAUUAAAAAAAAAUACAAUUGAACUGGCUUCAAAGUCCAGAGUUGAGUUUGAGGGCUUUAGAGCAUGCAGACAGUAUCGUCAGUAGAGGAGAGAGAGUGUUCGAGUGACACACACAGCAGUUGAUUUGAUUUUAGUGGCCGGUGAUGGCCAGGACUUGCUGGAAGUAUGUUAGUAAAUGAAUUUGAUCAAGCCAUGUAGACUAUUGAUUCCUUCUUGAUAAAUAUAUAAAACAAAAAUGUUUAGCUGUUUCUCUAUAUUACUAGCCACCUAGCAAUUUUUUGCCAGCUAGCUAUGGUCCCAAUCUCCCAACCUCAUAACCAGCUACCAAGCUGUUUCAGGCUAUCAAUCAAGUUGGAGUAGCUUGUCUAACUAUCUUAGCUGGCAUGCCUGCUGGCAAGGUUGGUAGACUUAAGAAAAGCAAGCAAAUGCUAAAUGUACUGAACAACAUUCAACAUUCUUUUACCCAGAUUUUUUUUGAAGAGAUGCAGAAAAGCAUAUUUAGUUUCUUAAAAAAAAAAAAAAAACAGUCAGGAACAUACUUAGUUUAAAUGUGAUCUGACAAUUGAUGUUAAUAUCAGAUUAUUUGUGUAUUAAUUAUGAUGUCAUGAUAUGUGCCUGUAUUUAUGAUGUAUGUUAUGACCCCAUGUAAUGUGUUGUAAUUUGGAUGUAAUAUCCUAGGCAUGUUUGUGCAGUAUAUUGAGAUGUGGGAUUUACAACAGUCAAAAUGACACCCUCAUUGAAAUGAAAAUUGAACAGGUAAAGAGGUAUGCUGAAAUAACCUAUGCAGAAAAAUAUUUAUUUUUAAAUAGAAUUAGGCAUAAUGAUUAUGGCACUAGAUUGCAGGAAGAAGCUGUUUCAGGUGUAUAAAAAAUGCCAAAUGCUCCAACUUACCACCCCCUCCAUCCUCCGAAAAGAAUGUCUGCAUGACGCACGCCCCUGAUCCUGUUUGUUUGCUAAUUAAAAAGACUGUGAAAUCAUA
Salmo salar (Atlantic salmon) is the source of this 4607-nucleotide messenger RNA. RefSeq names its product prolactin-releasing peptide receptor-like. The record is from RefSeq and is a predicted model, not a curated record. Gene Ontology annotation, cellular component: plasma membrane; neuron projection. NCBI's taxonomy places the organism in Eukaryota, Metazoa, Chordata, Actinopteri, Salmoniformes, Salmonidae. Gene Ontology annotation, biological process: G protein-coupled receptor signaling pathway. Gene Ontology annotation, molecular function: neuropeptide Y receptor activity; neuropeptide binding.